Molecule: messenger RNA, 749 nt
Organism: Darwinula stevensoni
Lineage: Eukaryota; Metazoa; Arthropoda; Ostracoda; Podocopida; Darwinulidae
Source: the annotation of a GenBank genome assembly
AGAUGUUGCAACGAGAGAUGGUACUGAUGGAGGUAUGUGUGGACACGUACCAGUCGGCACUGGAGGCAGUGAAGGGUGGAGCAGGGAGGCUCGAAUUAUGCUCGGCCCUAUCUGAAGAUGGACUCACACCCAGCCCUGGCACUCUAAUAACCAUCAAACAGGACAUGGAGGUGCCAGUGUUCUGUAUGAUACGACCUCGUGGAGGUGAUUUCCUGUACACAGAACCAGAACUGAAGAUCAUGGAGAAAGACAUGAAAAUUCUCAAGGAUCAAGGUGCUGAUGGCUUUGUGUUUGGGGCCCUCGAUCCCCAGGGACGAGUGGACAGUGCAGCCUGCGAGAGACUCCUUCAAGCUGCAGCUCCCCAUCCCUGCACCUUCCAUCGGGCCUUUGAUGCCACUGUUGAGCCCAUUUCAACCUUGGAUGAGGUCAUCAGACUCGGGUUUACACGGCUCCUGACGAGCGGCUUGGCAUCCACGGCUAACGAGGGCAUCCGGGUCAUCCAGGAUUUGGUUCAGAGGGCUCAGGGUCGAAUCAAGAUCAUGCCUGGGUCAGGGAUAAAUGAAGUCAACGUGGGUCACAUCCUCCGAGUCACUGGAGCCCGGGAAUUCCACGGAUCGGGACGAGUCCUCAGGUGCUCCAACAUGAACCAUGUUAAUCCAGGGUUUCCUCCUUCUCCCAUUCAUGGGACAUCUGCUGACAAGAUUCAACAAAUCCUGGCUGCUGCAAGGGAAUCCAUCACAGAGCAGUAA